Messenger RNA from Canariomyces notabilis, 689 nucleotides. RefSeq lists its product as uncharacterized. The record is from RefSeq and is a predicted model, not a curated record. The transcript has a single exon. Lineage: Eukaryota; Fungi; Ascomycota; Sordariomycetes; Sordariales; Chaetomiaceae. Bases 139 to 531 code for a protein of 130 amino acids.
CAAGCGCACUUUUAUUGAGGGGCUCUGUCCCUCCCUACCUGUCUGUCGAGUGUUGACUAACACCUCACAGGCAUCGCAACUUGCAAGAGACUCGGGAUCAAAUUCUGUUUCAAACUCAGGAGGGUUGACCGAUUCAUUAUGCAUCCAUCUCCACCCAGGGAGGAGCUCAGAGAACUGGCGUUCCAGGGAUGGGCGUGCCUAUUUAUUCUCCUGCUUUGCGUCGCUAUCCUACUGUUUGUUUUCUGGGGCGAUAUGCGGUCCUUAAACGGCCGCAACCUGGAGGAGCAAGGUGUGGCGGAACUAGACUUGGAGUCCCAGACAGACAGGAGGGGCCGGCUCGUCACGGAGACCUCACCGCUGCUGUCACACGGCGAUUCUGAGCUUACUAUGGGGUCUACUGCCGUCGGCUCGCCGAGUUUGACCUCCAAGCGGACCGACAGCGAUUUGUCGUCAUACUCAGCCGUGACUCCUCAGUCGGACACGUCGCCUUCAACAACAUACGGAGGUGUAACGGGAGGAGGCGAGCGGUGACUGACCGGAGCGCGAGAUAUUGUUUUUGCCUGUAUCUUAUAGUCCGUAUCGUUGGCACCCUGUGCUUAAAUGAUGGUAUUUACGAUGCGAAAUAUCCGCAUCUAGUGGAGAAUCCCAAAAUCUCACUGGGUACAUGUAUCCAUAUGGAAGAGCGAACA